Molecule: messenger RNA, 1173 nt
Organism: Paramecium pentaurelia
Lineage: Eukaryota; Ciliophora; Oligohymenophorea; Peniculida; Parameciidae
Source: the annotation of a GenBank genome assembly
UAAUGAAAGGAGGUAAAUAAUAAAAGAACAAAUCAAUCUGGGAUUAAGUCAGAAAUGAAGAAAAAGACUUCUAUUUUAACUUUUUGGCUAAAAAAUACAGAAAUCUCUAAAAGAAACUCAAGGAUAUAGCAGACCUUGAAGAAUUACAAAAAACUAAAGAAUUGAAACAAGAAUAGAUCUAGAAGAUACAAAACAAAGAAGAAAAUAAUGAAAGAAUAAAAGAAUUAGAAGGCCAACUCUCGAAUUGGCUAAAUGCUAAGAAAGAAGCCGAACAAUAAGGAUCUAUAAUCACUAUUGAAGCAUACAUUAUAAUUCUUCAAAAUCUCGCCUAAGAUCCCUAAUUAGUUGCUCUGUUAGCUUAAGACCAUGAAUCCACCCAUGAAUUAGCUAAAAAAUUGUAAUCUAAAAUAGUUGGAUAAUCAGCCAAAACAGAUUAACCAUGGAAAGGAUUGAAAGUAUUUGAAUUAUAAUUUAUAUUUAGUUUGAAAUUCAAACAUAGGAAUAACAUCAAGAAACUAAACAAAUCUAAGAAGUAACUGAAACAGAACCUAUUUAAUAAUAAGUCCAAUAAGUAAUUUAACAAUAAGAAUAACCUAUCUAAUCAAAAUAAACACCAUCAGAAGAAGUAUAACUUUAAUAGAAAUAACAUGAAUAACCAGAAAUCUAAGAAACUUAAGAACAAUAAUAAUUCAGUGAAUAACAACCAUAAAAUGAACAACCCUAAGAAGAUAUUUAAAAUUAAGUCUAAUAACCCAAUUAAGAUGAAUAACCAUAAACAAAAGAGGGUUAAAGACAUCAUUAACAUCGUGAUGAUAGAAGAAAUUACAAAAAAAAUUACAAUAAUAAUAAUUAUGAUAGAAGAAACAAUUAUGAUAGACCAUACAGAGGAAACAAAUAAUAUUAUCAAAAUAGAGAUAGAAAUUAUCAAUAAGAAUAAAUCUGGGAAGAAAAAGUUGAUAGAUAGGCUCCUUAAAAUUAAGAAGAGUAAUAAUAAGAAGAGGAUGAUUACAUUACUGUUAGAAGCAAGUAUCAUUUACCUUUAUCUAAUCUAGAAAACCAUAAAAACCAUAGAGAGGAGGAUAAAGGAAUUAUGAAAAUAGAAAUAAUAAUAGAAACUAUGAGGGCAAUCAAUCAAGAGGAUAAAGAAACAAUGAAUAAGUUGAUAAAUGAGAG